AUGGUGUCAAUUCUUGCAAUAACGGUGGAUGGUGUACCGAUGCAUGUAGACAUACGAGAGGAAUCUGGUCUGGAACUGUCUCUCGACAAGGAAUCGAUCGAGAAAUUUCAGAUAUACGCCGACUUCGUCCUUCGUCGUGCCGACGAACUGACAGCAACCUUAUCUAAAUGCAGACGUAAGUUGGAAGAUAACAAAAUGCUGAAUACACGAGGACGUAAGUCGCAUAAGGCGCGUCUUGCAGAUCGUGUCGAUCGGGUGACCGGUGAAGUAAAGGAUAUGUGUUUGCAAGAUGCUCGCGUCGACAUACGUUUGCGAAAAUGUAAACAUUACCAGACGAAGGAAGGAGCAGAAGGGGAAAGUGUGAUGAACUCGAUCAGGGCGUUGAUGGAAUACCGAAAAGGUAUGUCGAACGUGAACGAGUGGCGUGAACAAUAUAAGAAAGUGACCGAAGCUAUGGACGAGAUUCUCUGCAUACCUAGGGAGGAAUUGUCCGAGGAGAACACAUGUUGCAUAUGCUGCGAGGCGCCCGUAUCCAUACUGACGAAACCGUGCAAUCACAUGAUGUCGUGCGAGACUUGUGCGCACCUCACCACGAAGUGCUACGUGUGCAGGGCAAGGAUCGAGCAGCGACUGAGGAGAUGCGAAGUUGAAGAGGGGACGAAAGUUUUCAAAUGUUGA
Molecule: messenger RNA, 678 nt
Organism: Anneissia japonica
Lineage: Eukaryota; Metazoa; Echinodermata; Crinoidea; Comatulida; Comatulidae
Product: E3 ubiquitin-protein ligase XIAP-like
Exons: 1
Coding region: 1-678 (225 amino acids)
Source: RefSeq, a predicted model, not a curated record